CUGUUUGUGCAUUAUUGGAGAAUCCAAACAAUGCAUGACAAGCGCUAGUAAAUAAUGCUCUACUAACAGAACAUAGUAUCGAUACGUACAGAUAGAAGUACGUAGAUAACGCAAGUUAUUUACUUCACUCAGAUAAAAGAGAUAAAGUCAAUAACAAUGACCAGCGCAUAAUAAAUAUUAAUCUAGACACACAGUCGAGUUUGUUCAAACAGCCAAGUUACACCUCAGUUGUUUUUCCCUUUUACCCAUAAAAGAUGAAGUUUUCUCUUACUUUAAUUAUUUUGAUGAGCCAGUGGUUGACAUUCAGCUUCAGCAGCGCAGAGCGGAUAUUGGUGCUGGCACCUGUCUGUUCCAAAAGCCACAAAAUUUCUUUCAUGCCGAUCGUGGAAGUGCUAGCAGAGAAAGGUCAUCAGGUAACAGUUGUAACGCCAUUUGCACCUGACAGUCAAAUGGAAAACAUUAAAGAAAUCGUUCUUGAUAGAAAUCCGCUGGAAGAGCUCAACACUAAUUGGUUCCAAAUACAAAAUCAAAAUGCUUUAGAGAAAUUUCAAUGGACUAUAACAGUUUUCCAAACAGCGAUGACAGAGGGCUACAUUCACUUAAUGAAUAAUCAAGAAUUCAAGGAAAUCGUUCAAGCUCGAGCUGUCGAUUUUGUCAUUGUCGACGCCAUUCUGAAUGAUUUCGUUUUACCGAUCGUUGAACAUAUGAAUGUCCCUUACAUAUACUACUCCCCUGCUUCUAAUGUACCUUGGGUGAUGGACGCGUUUCAGGUUCCCCAGGAAUACGCCUCCGUUCCGGUCGGAAUGGGAGAUGGCGGUAGUCAGAUGACGUUCAUGCAAAGAGUAGGAAACGUAAUGGCAGGUGAACUUUUUUUUUUGCUUCGCAAAGUGUUGUGGCUCAACACAAUCGACGACCUCGCCAGGAAAGAUUUCCCCAAUUCACGACCCAUAAUAGAAAUCGAGCGCGAUGCUCAGCUCUGCAUUCUCAACAGUCAUCCGGCAACGGCUUGGACGAGACCGCUAACUCAAAAUGUGAUUCCGAUUCCAGCUCUACACACAAGACCAGCUAAGUCGCUUCCGGAAGGAUUACAAGCAUUGGCGGACGCAGCGGAUGAUGGGUUCAUCGUCUUCACAUUGGGAUCUGCUAUACCGGUGUCUUCGAUGCCGGAGAAAUUGGUCAAAAUGUUUGUCGACGUCUUUGCACGAAUUCCACAGCAGGUCUUUUGGAAGUGGGAAAAAUCAAGCAGUAUUUUGAUCGAUAACCUGCCGAAUAACGUUAAGAUUGUCAACUGGUUGCCGCAACAAGAUCUUUUGGGUCACAAAAAUGCACGGAUUUUCAUCUCCCAUGGAGGUCUUAUAGGAAUUCAAGAGACAGUUUACCAUGGGGUACCUCUACUAGGACUUCCUUUUGGCAACGAUCAGCUCGGAAAUUUGGCCAAGGCUCGUGACGAAGGAUACGGAAUCAAGCUAAGCUGGGAGGAAUUGACCGAGGAACUGUUAUACGAUACAAUUCAGUCGCUUUUGAAUAACCCAAGCUACCAGGGAAAUGCAACGCGCCUUUCCAAGCUGAUGCAACAUCAACUGAUGCCCGGUAGAGAAAUAGGAGUUUACUGGGUGGAGCACAUCUUACGCCACGGCGGGAAACAUUUGCAUUCUGCAUCGAAAAAUUUGCCUUUCUACAAAAAUCAUUUGCUGGACGUCUGGCUAUUUCUGAUAGUGAUAUCAGCAACAAUGUUGUUCGUGACUUUCAAAGGCAUAACCUGGUUGGUAAAAAAACUAAGGUUAAGUAAAAUGAAAACUCAGUGAUUAUUUUGGAAGUAUAAAGCAUAGAAGUUAGGUUACCUUAGCAACAGAAUCAAGCAGCCAAUAUAGUAGUUUGUAAUCAUUGGCAGGAUCUGGAUAAAAAUACAAACAUGCAAAAUUAAAUC
Molecule: messenger RNA, 1927 nt
Organism: Daphnia pulicaria
Lineage: Eukaryota; Metazoa; Arthropoda; Branchiopoda; Diplostraca; Daphniidae
Product: UDP-glycosyltransferase UGT5-like
Exons: 5
Coding region: 255-1805 (516 amino acids)
Molecular function (GO): UDP-glycosyltransferase activity
Source: RefSeq, a predicted model, not a curated record